CCCUCUCUCUCUCUCUCUCUCUCUCUCUUCGCGUCUCGUCAAUCGGCAUUUGGACUGAGGUUUUACGAGGCCGCCCCCCCCGGCGAGAGUCGCUCCUGCGAGCUUUGCGCCAAUACUGAUCGACGGCGACGGAUAAGCGUGACGGAACGAGGGUUUUUUUUUUCCUGAGCGCGUGGCUGCGUGUCUGCGCGGAAAUCGUAAGCUGCCUCUCUGGAGUGUUGAAUGAGCCAUGUCGAUGCCGAAGGAGCCCGAGCUGGUUAUGAAGCUGCGGGGAGGCUCGGUGCUUGGGAAGAAGACGAUUCUCAAGAGCGAUCACUUCCCCGGUUGCCAGAACAAGCGCUUGUCCCCGCAGAUCGACGGCGCUCCUAAUUAUCGUCAGGCUGAUUCGUUGCAUGUCCAUGGUGUUGCUAUUCCAACCAUUCAUGGAAUAAGGAAUGUCCUUAAGCAUAUCGGUGCCCAAAUUGAUGGGAAGGGAGUUAAAGUUCUCUGGAUUAAUCUGCGUGAGGAACCGGUAAAUGCAUCUAAUGAGACCAAAGCAUUCAAAUUAAUGUAUUGUUUUGUGCCUACUACUUAUGUUUUCUUUGAGUUGUGUCAACUCCGUUGUAUUGGACCGUUGUGUCUUCUUUAUGAGUUGUAUCUAUCUGGAAGUUUCUUUUAACUGUCUUUUCCCCUAAGCA
Molecule: messenger RNA, 677 nt
Organism: Rhodamnia argentea
Lineage: Eukaryota; Viridiplantae; Streptophyta; Magnoliopsida; Myrtales; Myrtaceae
Exons: 2
Coding region: 230-658 (142 amino acids)
Source: RefSeq, a predicted model, not a curated record